GUUCACGCUGUAGUUGCUGCUGCAGGAGAGGAACGCGAUAGUGGAGACACCGAGGGGCAGAUAACUCCGUUUCCAUGAAUAACUGCCCCUUCAGCGCGACCGCCAGCUGACGCACUGCCCUGCGCGAACCCACGCGGACGGAGGAGCGACGCGGCGCGAUCGUGCGAGGAGUAUCCGGUGUUGUUCCUCUGCUCCAGUAUGGCUCAGCCGAGCUCGUGUGCUCAGAGCAGUAACGGUGUGGCCGACGAGUCUCCAAACAUGCUGGUCUACAGGAAAAUGGAGGAUACCAUCGCUCGCAUGCAGGACGAGAAGAGCGGGAUUCCCAUCCGCACCGUCAAGAGCUUCCUCUCCAAGAUCCCCAGUGUGUUCUCAGGCUCUGAUAUUGUCCAGUGGAUGCAGAAAAACCUGAACAUUGAAGACCAAGUGGAGGCUCUUCAUCUGGGGACGCUGAUGGCGGCUCACGGUUAUUUCUUCCCCAUAUCAGACCACGUUCUGAUGCUGAAGGACGACGGAACCUUCUACCGCUUUCAGACUCCGUACUUCUGGCCGUCAAACUGCUGGGAACCAGAAAAUACUGAAUUUGCGGUUUACCUCUGUAAACGAACCAUGCAGAAUAAAGCUCGGCUGGAGUUGGCUGAUUAUGAAGCUGAGAGUUUGGCGAGACUACAGAGAGCUUUUGCACGGAAAUGGGAGUUUAUAUUUAUGCAAGCAGAAGCACAAGCGAAAGUGGACAAAAAACGGGACAAGAUCGAGCGGAAGAUCCUGGACAGCCAGGAGCGGGCCUUCUGGGAUGUUCACAGACCUGUGCCUGGCUGUGUGAACACGACUGAAGCCGACAUAAAGAAAUCCUCCCGGAUGAAGCAGCCACACAAAACACGGAAGGUAAUCACACACACACACACACACACGUGUGUGUGUGAGGUCAAAGAGCCCACGGAGGACGAGCUACGCAACCAGAUCCAGCACUGGCAAGCACAGCUAGACAGACACCGGUUAAAAAUGUCCAAAGUUGCAGAGAGCUUGUUGAGUUUCUCGGAGCAGUAUAUCGAGUACGAUCCGUUCUUCACGACGCCGGAGCCGUCGAACCCCUGGAUCUCUGAUGAUGUCACUUCCUGGGAUCUGGAGGCCAGUAAAGAGGCAGGACAGCAGCGGGUGAAGCGCUGGGGAUUCGGCUUCGACGAGGUUCUGAAGGAUCCGGUCGGGAGAGAGCAGUUCCUCAAGUUCCUGGAGUCCGAGUUCAGCUCCGAGAACCUGAGGUUCUGGCUGGCGGUGCAGGAGCUGAAGAAACGUCCGAUCCGGGAGGUUCCCAGCAGGGUGCAGGAGAUCUGGGACGAGUUUCUGGCUCCUGGGGCUCCGAGUGCCAUCAACGUCGACUCCAGGAGCUACGAUAAAACCACGCAGAACAUCAAGGAUCCCGGCCGAUACGCUUUCCAAGAUGCUCAGGUCUGUGUCUUCCUGUUUUUACCUGACUGCACUUAAACCACAUCAUGCUGGUUUCGUCCGGAGGAGAACUGGCCCCCGACUGAGCCUGGUU
Sinocyclocheilus anshuiensis is the source of this 1534-nucleotide messenger RNA. RefSeq names its product regulator of G-protein signaling 7-like. The record is from RefSeq and is a predicted model, not a curated record. Gene Ontology annotation, molecular function: GTPase activator activity. Gene Ontology annotation, cellular component: neuron projection; cytoplasm; plasma membrane. Bases 199 to 1479 code for a protein of 426 amino acids. The transcript has 15 exons. NCBI's taxonomy places the organism in Eukaryota, Metazoa, Chordata, Actinopteri, Cypriniformes, Cyprinidae. Gene Ontology annotation, biological process: positive regulation of GTPase activity; G protein-coupled receptor signaling pathway; intracellular signal transduction.